AUGAACCCGAGUCGACCGCCAUAUUUCUCGCCCAAGCGCAAGCGAGAGUCUUCCGAAUCAGACUGCUACAGCUCAUCAGCAUCGCCAACAUCCACAGUCUCGAUCGUUAGCUUCCAGGAAGCUCGACUUCGCGAGGACGAAGUGGGGCGACAUAGUCCUCGCGCGGCGGUGGCUGGGCGUUUUGGAGAAUUAGCCAUUCGUGGAGAGCUUCUCUCCGACUCAGGUCUCUCGACCAGCGAUUUCCAGCGUCAACGAGUGGCCCUGCCCUCACAAAAGCGAUGUGUCGCUGACCCUUGCCGCGACUCCGAGAUCAUGGCUGAGGGUGCACCGACCCUCAGUACCGAGUCCAAUAAUGAAAGUCACGCCCUGUCCUCUGAGCCGCCCGCGAAAGGCCCUAAUGACCAUACGACUGCCUUGAAUACGUCUCCUUCAAAGAGAAAGGCCGCACCGCCCUCUCGCAAGCAGCAGACUCUCACAUCACCGUCCAAGAUACGCAAGACACGACCUUCACCACCUCUUACAGACACCCCGUCAGAGGAUCCUCUUACUUGGCAUGAUUCUGAGAUAACGGGUCACAACCCCACAGACCCAACUGAUGACGGCUACGGAAUUAACGGGGUUGGAUUUAAACCUACCGCGACGAUUGCUUGGGCGAGGUCUCAAAAACGACAGAAGCAAGUCGCCGAGUGGAAGACCCGCGAAGCUCGGGAGGCCCGUGAGAAGCGAAGAGAAAAGAGGGGGAAGGUGUCGGCUUGGACAAUACGCGCAGCAUUGACAAGGGCGCGCUUCAAAAACGAGUCAAAUUUGACGUAUAAGCCAGACACAUACACGUUACGAUUCCCAGAACAGCAGUCUUAUUCGGUGUUUUUCCUGUGA
Messenger RNA from Penicillium alfredii, 876 nucleotides. RefSeq lists its product as uncharacterized. The coding region runs from base 1 to 876 and encodes 291 amino acids. Lineage: Eukaryota; Fungi; Ascomycota; Eurotiomycetes; Eurotiales; Aspergillaceae. The record is from RefSeq and is a predicted model, not a curated record. The transcript has a single exon.